This is a messenger RNA of Dentiscutata erythropus, 146 nucleotides long. Lineage: Eukaryota; Fungi; Glomeromycota; Glomeromycetes; Diversisporales; Gigasporaceae. The record is from the annotation of a GenBank genome assembly.
CUCAACAAAUAAUUUGGCAAACUAUCAAGAAUAAUUCACCUAUUGUAUUGGCUAAUCCCAAAUGUGAAGUAGAAUAUAGCAAUUAUAAAGAAGCUGAAGUAGAUUUAAAGAUAAAUAAAUAUGAUUCAAGUAAUAGCAAUGUUGAA